AUGUGCAUUCUUUUUUGGCAUUUCAUAAUAACUCUUGCCUACUUUUGUUUUAUUUGUGCAGCGUCGAGAGGUUCUAUUUCUCCGUCAACUGCCAAAUGUGACACCUCAAAGCAAGGGUGGCUUCACCAAUGUCACCUAUGGGACUAUGAGGCUGAUGAACUGUUUCAUCUGGAAGCACAUGCCAGCAUCCAUACUGGCGAGAAGCCAUUUCAGUGUCCUUCAUGCCAUAGGAGCUUGCCAAACCGACACAAGUUAAGUGUUCACCUGCGCACCCACACAGGCGAGAAGCCAUUUGAGUGCCCUUCAUGCUCUCGGAGGUUUGCACGACAGGCCUACCUGAAAUCCCACCUGCGCACCCAUACAGGCGAGAAGCCAUUUGAGUGCCCUUCAUGCUCUCGGAGGUUCGCACAACAGGGCUACCUGAAAUCCCACCUGCGCACCCACACAGGCGAGAAGCCAUAUCAAUGCCCUUCAUGUUCUCGGAGCUUCUCACACAAGGGUCACCUGAAAGCCCACCUGCUCACCCACACUGGUGAGAAACCAUAUGAGUGCCCUUCAUGCUCUCGGGGCUUUUCAAACAGAUACGACUUAAGCGUUCACCUGCGUGCCCACACAGGCGAGAGGCCGUUUGAGUGCCCUUCAUGCCCUCAGAGCUUCUCACGAAAGGGCCACCUCAAAGACCACCUGCAAACCCACACAGGCGAGAAGCCAUUUGUGUGCCCUUCAUGCUCUCAGAGCUUCUCACACAAGCGUAACCUGAAAGUCCACCUGCGCACCCACACAGGCGAGAAGCCGUAUCAAUGCCCUUCAUGCUCUCAGGCCUUCUCACACAAGUCUCACCUGAAAGUCCACCUGCGCACCCACACAGGUGAGAAGCCAUAUCAGUGCCCUUCAUGCUCUCAGAGCUUCUCAUACAAGGGUCACUUGAAAGUCCACCUGCGCACCCACACAGGUGAGAAACCAUAUCAGUGCCCUUCAUGCUCUCGGAGCUUUUCACAAAAGAGCCACCUUAGGCAACACAUGAGACGAGAAGCCAUUUCAGUGCCCUUUAUGCCUUCAGAGAUUCUCGUUGAAGAAUGCCCUGAAGAUACACCAGCCCAUUCAUACAGGUGACCGGCCAUGUAGUUGCACCAUCUGCUCCAAGUCCUUUAUGCAGUCUCAUCACUAUUGCAGACAUAAGAGAUCACAGCACCAUGAUACUGUAGGAUAUGUCAACAACCAUGUUGAACGAGAGUCUGAAGUAUAAAUCUACAAAUGUGUA
Molecule: messenger RNA, 1261 nt
Organism: Dermacentor andersoni
Lineage: Eukaryota; Metazoa; Arthropoda; Arachnida; Ixodida; Ixodidae
Biological process (GO): regulation of gene expression
Cellular component (GO): nucleus
Source: RefSeq, a predicted model, not a curated record